Pistacia vera is the source of this 813-nucleotide messenger RNA. RefSeq names its product premnaspirodiene oxygenase-like. The transcript has 3 exons. Bases 1 to 813 code for a protein of 270 amino acids. Gene Ontology annotation, molecular function: monooxygenase activity; oxidoreductase activity, acting on paired donors, with incorporation or reduction of molecular oxygen; heme binding. Lineage: Eukaryota; Viridiplantae; Streptophyta; Magnoliopsida; Sapindales; Anacardiaceae. The record is from RefSeq and is a predicted model, not a curated record.
AUGGGGAAGAGAUUCAAAACCAAUGAUGAAACUUCAAAUCUACCUCCAGGGCCAUCGCAAUUACCUCUGAUUGGUAAUUUGCCCCAGCUAGUUGGCUCUCUACCACAUCACAGACUCAGAGACCUGGCCAAGAAAUAUGGACCCUUUAUGCAUCUACAGCUUGGAGAAAUUUCUGCAGUUAUUCUUUCAUCGCCAGAGUUCGCGAAAGAAGUGAUGAAAACUCAUGAUAUUACAUUUGCAUCAAGGCCUUAUAAUCCAGCAACAAGUAUCAACGAACGCAUGAAGUCUGACAAGAGUAAAGGAGAUAAACAUCUGGAAAUGUUUGCUGCUGGCAUUGAGACAUCUUCGACAGUAUUGGAGUGGACAAUUUCUGAAUUGAUAAAGAGUCCAAGAGUGAUGGAAAGAGCACAAGCUAAAGUGAGGGAAGUCUUUAAUAGAAUGGAAAAGGUUGAUGAAACAGGUAUUUUUGAAAUGAAGUUCUUGAAACUAGUGAUAAAAGAGACUAUGAGGUUGCAUCCUGCUGUUCAUUUGUUAAUUCCAAGAGUAUGUAGAGAGAAAUGUGAGAUUAAUGGGUUCAAUGUACCUGCCGAUACCAAAGUCAUGGUUAACGCAUGGGCGAUUGGAAGAGAUCCAGAAUAUUGGAACGGUAUCAAUUUUGAGUGCCUCCCAUUUGUUGCUGGAAGGAGAAUGUGCCCUGGAUCUUUAUUUGGUCUUGCCAAUGUGGAACUUCCACUAGCUAUGUUGCUGUAUCAUUUUGACUUGAAACUUCCUGAUGGAAUGAAGAAUGAAGAUUUGGACAUGACCGAGUCCUAG